AAUCUGUCUCUCUCUUAUUCUCCCUCUUGAAAUCUCUCCCUCUCUCUCUUAUUCCCUCUCCCUCCCUCUCUCUCUCUGUCCAUCUCCUUCUCCCGGCUCUUCCUAUGACCAUGAGCUCCUACUUCGUCAACUCCCUCUUCUCCAAGUACAAAGCCGGGGACUCCUUGCGCCCCAACUUCUACGACUGCGGCUUCGCCCAGGAGCUGGGGGGCAGACCCACGGUGGUGUACGGCCCGAGCACGGGGGGCACCUUCCAGCACCCGACCCAGAUCCAGGACUUCUACCACGGCGCCUCCUCGCUCUCCAGCGCCCCUUACCAGCAGAACCCCUGCGCCGUCGCCUGCCACGGAGACCCGGGCAACUUCUACGGCUAUGACCCCUUGCAGCGGCAAAGCCUCUUCAGCGCCCAGGAGUCCGACCUGGUCCAGUACCCCGACUGCAAGCUGGCCUCCAGCGGCCUGGGCGAAGACGCCGACAACUCGGAGCAGAGCCCUUCUCCCACGCAGCUCUUCCCUUGGAUGAGGCCGCAAGCAGCCGCCGGACGGAGGAGAGGCAGGCAGACGUACAGCCGCUACCAGACCCUGGAGCUGGAGAAAGAGUUCCUUUUUAAUCCUUACUUAACCCGCAAGCGGCGGAUCGAGGUCUCGCACGCCCUGGGACUGACCGAAAGGCAAGUGAAAAUCUGGUUUCAGAACAGGAGGAUGAAGUGGAAAAAGGAGAACAACAAAGAUAAGUUCCCGAGCAGCAAAUGCGAACAGGAAGAGCUGGAGAAACAGAAAAUGGAAAGGGCUCAGGAGGUGGAAGAGGGCGGAGAGGCACAGGCCGGGGACAAGAAGUAGGAGCUGGAAGACUGGACAAGAAGGCAAGCCCGCCCCGGCAAAGCCUCCCUCGCCCUUCCCUUCUUCGGGCCACUUCGCGGGAGAGGUGGCUUGGUGGCGUGGUUGCUGGUUGGUACUGGUGGUGGUGGUGGUGGUGGUAGGGGGAUCGACACUACUUAGGGGAUUUGGGGGGGGAUACACACCCUCCCCUUUUAUUGCUGUAAAACAAUAUAGCUGUGAGCGUCUUCUUCUCCUGAUUGUCCUUUGAUACAUAUGAUGAACUAUAUCUAUAUUUAAAAUGGGGGGGGGGAGGGGGGGGAAAGAAGAGAGAUCUUGGGGUCUUUUUAGCCUUGUUGUUCUUUUUUUAUUUCCUCGCCAGUAAAAAUAAAUAAAUAAAUAAAUAGUAAUAGUGUAAUGCAAUAGCUUCUGUUAACCAUGACUGUGAAAAAUUCUCCCUCUCUCUCAACCCCUCUUUCCCUCUUCCUCCUUCUUUGGUCCUUCCCCUCCUUGGCACUCUUCUCCCUCCCCUCCCUUUAAUCUGGGAUGAGGCUCUCAGUGCUGUAGAAAUUAUGUAAAAAUAACAUUUCUGCACUUUGUAGGGAUCCCCUCCCCUUCUUUUCUCCUCUCCCCUCUCCUUUCUUUCUUUCUCAUAUAAAUAUAUAUAGACAAGAUGUGAAGAUGAUACCUAGUGCACUUUUGAAACCCACCGCCCCCCUCCUCUUUCCUCUCUUUCCUUGUUGUGGUUAAACUCUUCCGGAGGUAGCUCUGAAAACAAAAAAACACACACCCGACAACAUGAAACUGCCUAUUUAUGCUGUAGUUGUCUCCACUUUUUUUGGGUUGUUGUUGCUGUUGUUAAGUUCCUUCCCACCUUGUGCGGGGUUCCGUUUUGAUUUCCUUAAUGCUUUUGUCUUUCUGUGUGUACUUCUAUCUUUAAAAAGCAAGGGAGAAAAUAAAAAAGAAAAGGGUUCUCUCUCCCUCUUUUCUCUUUCUCUACUUUAGAUUAGCAUGCGCACAGUGGAAGAAGUUGUAAAAAUAAAAGUGUUUCUUUCCUUCAGCCCCCUUUCCUGGGUUUUUGGGUUCUUUUCCUCCUCCCCCUUUAGGUUUACUGUGAAAACAAUAAUAAAAGAGAAU
Molecule: messenger RNA, 1952 nt
Organism: Sceloporus undulatus (fence lizard)
Lineage: Eukaryota; Metazoa; Chordata; Lepidosauria; Squamata; Phrynosomatidae
Gene: HOXB8
Product: homeobox B8
Exons: 2
Coding region: 105-839 (244 amino acids)
Biological process (GO): regulation of transcription by RNA polymerase II
Cellular component (GO): nucleus
Molecular function (GO): RNA polymerase II transcription regulatory region sequence-specific DNA binding; DNA-binding transcription factor activity, RNA polymerase II-specific
Source: RefSeq, a predicted model, not a curated record